Molecule: messenger RNA, 1168 nt
Organism: Tilletiopsis washingtonensis
Lineage: Eukaryota; Fungi; Basidiomycota; Exobasidiomycetes; Entylomatales
Exons: 3
Coding region: 118-1059 (313 amino acids)
Biological process (GO): ribosome biogenesis; ribosomal large subunit assembly; cytoplasmic translation
Cellular component (GO): cytosolic large ribosomal subunit
Molecular function (GO): large ribosomal subunit rRNA binding; structural constituent of ribosome
Source: RefSeq, a predicted model, not a curated record
CGCAGCAAGAGCGCCUUAAACUCCUUUGUAUCCGGCAGGACUCGUGAUCAUCGGUGGCCUCUUUGACCCGCUUCCUCGAAACCUCGUCACCUCUCUCCACCUACACUCUAGACCAAAAUGGGUAUCUCGCGUGCCACCAAGGAGGCCUGGUUCGUCCGCCUCAACGAGUGCCUCGACAAGUACUCGUCGAUCUUCAUCGUCAACGUCGACAAUGUCGGCUCGAUGCAGAUGCACCAGAUUCGCCAGGCCCUGCGCGGCAAGGGCACGGUGCUGAUGGGCAAGAACACGAUGGUGCGCCGUGCGCUGCGCAUGGUCGUCUCGGAGCGCCCCGAGUUCGAGCGCCUCAUGCCGCACGUCAAGGGCAACAUCGGCUUCGUCUUCACGGCCAGCGACCUCAAGGAGGUGCGCGAGCUCAUCCUCGCCAACCGUGUCGCUGCGCCGGCCCGUGCCGGUGCCUACGCCCCGGCCGACGUCUACGUGCCCGCCGGCAACACCGGCAUGGAGCCGGGCAAGACGAGCUUCUUCCAGGCGCUCGGCAUCCCGACCAAGAUUGCCCGUGGUACCAUUGAGAUUGUCUCGGACGUCAAGGUCGUGUCCGGCGGCUCGCGCGUCGGCACGUCCGAGGCGACGCUGCUCAACAUGCUCAACAUCUCGCCCUUCACGUACGGCAUGACGGUCGUGCAGAUCUACGACAGCGGCAACACCUUCACCUCCGACGUGCUCGACGUCGAGGAGAAGACGCUCACCGACCGCUUCAGCCAGGGCAUCCAGCAGAUCGCCGCCAUCUCGCUGGCGCUCAACUACCCGACCAUCGUGUCGGUGGGCCACUCGCUCGUCAACGCCUACAAGAACCUGCUCGCCGUGUCGCUCGCGACCGAGUACGAGUUCGAGGGCUCGGCCAAGGCCAAGGCCUACCUGGCCGACCCGUCGGCCUUCGCCGCUGCGGCCCCGGCCGCCGCCGAGGAGACGUCGGCCGCUGCCCCGGCCGCUGCCGAGGCCAAGGAGGAGGAGAAGGAGGAGGAGAGCGACGACGACAUGGGCUUCGGUCUCUUCGACUAAGCGUCUCGUCCUGUACAGGAGCGAGGCGACGCCAGCUGGAUCAGAGCUGCCCCGUUGUCUGCUCGCGCCUCUCCCAUCCCCACCUACCCUCCCUCCCCCUUUUGUCGAG